Xylona heveae TC161 is the source of this 926-nucleotide messenger RNA. RefSeq names its product dienelactone hydrolase family protein. The record is from RefSeq and is a predicted model, not a curated record. Lineage: Eukaryota; Fungi; Ascomycota; Xylonomycetes; Xylonales; Xylonaceae. The transcript has 7 exons. Bases 56 to 865 code for a protein of 269 amino acids. Gene Ontology annotation, molecular function: hydrolase activity.
ACCAUAUCAACACCCAAAAAAGUUCCAGAGAGAGAGAGAGAGCAAGCUAGCGAAGAUGCUCAUCAAAGAGACCCAUCAGGAUGUCCCUGCCACGGCGGACGGCAAGUCUUCUAUGCGCAUCUUCCUCUUUCAUCCUACUAUCACCAACUACCCUCAUGCUCGAUUUCCGGGCGUAGUUGUCUUUUCGGAGAUUUACCAAGUCACCGGCCCCGUUGCACGAUUUGCCAGACAGAUUGCCAGCCAAGGUUACAUUGUCGCCGCGCCGUCGUCGUAUCACGAAUUCGUCGGCCCGGAGCCCUUGGCAUAUGAUGGCCCCGGCACGGAUCUUGGCAACGAGCUCAAGGUGAAAAAGAAAGUCGCUGCGUAUGACGAAGAUGCUUCUCUCGCAGUAAGCGCUCUUUUGGAUCUGCCGACGUGCAACGGCCGCAUCGGCGCAACAGGCAUGUGUCUGGGCGGCCACCUGGCGUACCGGUGCGCGCUAGACUCGCGCGUCAAUGCCGCCGUGUGUUAUUUUGCCACGGACAUUCACAGCAGUACUCUCGGCGAGGGCGACGACAGCCUGAAGCGCGCCGGGGACAUUAAAGGCGAAUUGGUCAUGAUUUUCGGCAAAAAAGACAACCACGUCCCUCCCCAGGGCCGCGAUCUGAUCCGCCAAACUCUGCACGACGCCAACGUCUGCUUCAACUGGUACGAAGUCGCUUGGGCUCAACAUGCAUUCAUCCGCGACGAAUCCAGCAAAGGCCGCUACGACCCAGCCAUUUCCAAAAUCUGUUUCGAGAUGCUCCUCGAGCUGUUCAACCGCGCGCUGCGAUCGGAUUUGGGUCCGCGCGUGGCUGACGCUGGCAAGAUUGAGAAUAUUUGCUAGAUUUUUUUUUUUUUUAUUUUGUAUCUUUUUUGUAUCUUUUUUUGUUAUCUAUUUUUUAUUU